CCAUGAAUUUUUAAUUAGUUGAGUGACACACCCACAAUUGUGAAUAAUAUAAUUUUUGGAGCUGCUCAAGAUGUUUCUGUUGUUUGCUCUCUUUUGCUAUCAAUUGCUUGCAAAGACAAAUUCUCAAAGUUACUGCACCCAAAGUGGUGUUGACCAGACUUUUAUCUGCAGCAGAGAAAUCAACCAGUCCCUCACUAUUCCUUGUGGCUCAUCUGGUGAUCCUACAAGAAACUUCACGUAUACCAUAAUUCGACCGUUUGAAGGAUCUAUAGAAACUAUUCAAACGGUGUCAUUUCUGACUCUCAAUUUGCAGACAAGAGACCAAAUGGCAUCAAUCUCAUGCACCAUUGAUGGAAGAAUAGAAGCUAACUAUAAGAUUAAUGUUACCAUUCCCCCUUAUUCAAUAAAGUUUGGCUCAAGUCCUGAUGUUUAUGUGUCCGGCCCCAUUAGACUAUCAUGUCCUAUAGAAGGUAAUCCUCGCCCUCACUUUGUGUGGCAUAGAUACAAUGAUAUCGAUCGAAGCAAAGAACUAUCAUUACCAACGGAAUUAGAAUUUGAUGUCAAUAGUCUAAAUAAGACUUGGACUAUACAGAACUGGCAGGAGUAUAUGAAUGGAUUUUAUACAUGCUGUGCUGAAAACUAUUUAGGUCAACACUGCUACAUAAAUGGAGCCACAUUCAGACUCUUUGCUAAAAUUUGUGAUGGUUCUACUGACACUGAUGGUUAUAUUAAAACUGCUAGCAAUGAGCUGACAUAUCCAAUCAAAUCAACUAUUAGUAUCACAUGCAUUGCCUUCAAUGCUGUGCAUAACCAGCCACCAAACUGGUUUUUUAAAUCGUUUUAUGAAACAAGACCCACUAGGAUACCUACCCUAAAGCCUGGACCAUCUUAUAGCAUUAGAUACAGAUACGAUGACAGAAAGUGUUUGUGGAACUCCACACUGAUCAUCUCUAACUUUUCUGUGUCUCUUGCUGGAUCUUACUAUUGUAGCUAUGGGUUGAACAAAGUCCACAGUCUUGAUAUUGACUUACAAGCAUGUCAUAAGCUAAGCAGUGAGAACAUUAGUCUUACAGUAUCACCAACUCAAAGAGCUGUGGGUGAAAAUGGAUCUCUAUUAGUUUUGUCCUGCAUGGUCAAUAGUACACCUCAUGAUGCUCCUCCGGUUUGGUGUAAAUUAAACGACAAUGAAGAUUGUGAAAUCAUUAACUCUACUAGUAAUGGGCGUAAGAAUUGUUCAUGGAUCAGUACAGUUGAGAUAUUAGUGUCAGACUGGACGAUUGGCCAGUAUCAGUGCUCACAUUUGGAUGUGGUGCGUCAAGUUGAAGUGACAGCAACAAAAAGAAAAAGCCCGUCAAGCAGUUUAGCAAUAGGAGCAGUAUCACUGAUAGCGGCAAUAAUAAUAAUCGUUAUUAUUAUGACAGCAGUAACAGCAUUACUGCGUUGCUAUAAAGCAACAAGAUACGCCAGAACAAAAGAACCUCCAUAUGAAGGCUUUCAAUGGGAUGCUUUUCUAAGCUAUCACACAGAAGCAGAGGAAUUUGUAAUAAGACACAUAAAGCAAGUACUAGAGGAGAGAGGGUACAAGAUAUUCUGGCACCAUUCGGAUUUCAUUGGAGGCAAAACUAUCACAGAUAACAUCAAUGACGCUGUGAACGAGAGCAGAAAAGUCAUUUUUGUUUUUACAAGAAAUUUUGUGAACAGUGAAUACUGUAUGAUGGAGUUACAUAGCACACUGGAUAGACUGCAGAGAACUAGAACAAGGUGCAUGAUCCCAAUUGCUUUAGAAGAUGAGACAACUGUUCCAAUUGAACUGAAAUCAACUGUCACGUAUUGGCCAGUGCUUACUGAAGAAGAGAUGAACACAGAAAAACUUAUUUGUUUAAUUGGUUCUUCAAUAAGAAACAAAUUACAAGAAAAAAAAUGAUU
Molecule: messenger RNA, 1926 nt
Organism: Amphimedon queenslandica
Lineage: Eukaryota; Metazoa; Porifera; Demospongiae; Haplosclerida; Niphatidae
Product: toll-like receptor 6
Exons: 8
Coding region: 71-1924 (617 amino acids)
Biological process (GO): signal transduction
Cellular component (GO): plasma membrane
Molecular function (GO): signaling receptor activity
Source: RefSeq, a predicted model, not a curated record